Messenger RNA from Anthonomus grandis grandis, 828 nucleotides. Its product is annotated as piggyBac transposable element-derived protein 2-like. Bases 1 to 828 code for a protein of 275 amino acids. NCBI's taxonomy places the organism in Eukaryota, Metazoa, Arthropoda, Insecta, Coleoptera, Curculionidae. The transcript has a single exon. The record is from RefSeq and is a predicted model, not a curated record.
AUGAGAGAAGUAAAGGAUAAAGGUCGUUCUUUCGAGACUACUUCUGAUGAAAUAAAAAUGUUUAUUGGAGUGUCGAUAUUAAUGGCAAUUUACGGACUUCCAAGAAUUCGGCUGUUUUGGUCCAGAGAAAUGAGUGUUCCCAUGAUAUCUGAUAAUAUUACCAGAGACCGAUACUUUGGUUUGCGCUGUCGUCUGAAACUUGUAGAAGAUGACAAGAUAUCAAGGGAGCAAAGGAGUUUAGAUAGGUUUUGGAAAGUAAUGCUUUACAGAGUUUUGAAAGGAUGUCGACAAAAUAAACGUACUGAGGCGGCAUCAAUCGAAGAACAGAUGAUACCAUUCCAUGGUAAAGUAAUAAUGCGACAAUUUGUGCGUGGAAAACCUAAACCAGUAGGCAUUAAGAAUUUUGUAAGAACAACACCAACUGGAAUUCCUUUGGAUUUUUACUUGUACGAAGGAAAGGGCUCAUCACUAGAGUCAGCGUUCACUCCUGUACCAGAGAAGCUUGAUAUAGGUGACAGAAUGGUACUCAAACUAACUGACACUUUAUCAGCUGGUAUUUUAGUUUACACUGACAGAUAUUUUACAUCUAUUCCACUAAUAGAUGCAUUAUUGUCCAGAAAACUAACCCUAACAGUAACCAUGAUGCUAAAUAGGCUUCCAAAAAACGCAACAUUUUUAAAAAAUAACGAUUUAAAAAAAUCAGGUAGAGGUUCCCAUGACCAGUUGGUAAGACAGGAUUCCAACAUCAAUUUAGUAAAGUGGUUUGAUUCGAAACCUGUACACUUUGCUUCAUCAUCUACUGGCGUUGAGCCACUAGGAACAUGUUAA